This is a messenger RNA of Branchiostoma floridae (Florida lancelet), 1334 nucleotides long. RefSeq names its product membrane progestin receptor gamma-B-like. The coding region runs from base 158 to 1246 and encodes 362 amino acids. Lineage: Eukaryota; Metazoa; Chordata; Leptocardii; Amphioxiformes; Branchiostomatidae. The transcript is spliced from 3 exons. The record is from RefSeq and is a predicted model, not a curated record. Gene Ontology annotation, cellular component: membrane. Gene Ontology annotation, molecular function: signaling receptor activity.
UAAACCACUUUGUGAGCCAGAGACUUUAAUUUUAAGUUUGUUGAGAAACUGGCAUGAUUUAUGUGUGUAUACAAAUUUAAAAGAUUAUCUUUUCUGUAUGUCAUUGAUUUCUUGAACUGCUCAAAAAAUUCAAACGGAGAAAGUAGCAUGACUAUAGAUGUUUCUUAAUUUGAAUGAAGUUGCAAUUGAAGGGAGAGUAAAGUUGGAACGACAACUGCGAAAAAUGUGGAGCGGACUGAAAGUGUGGACGACAGAAUUACUCCACAUAGAUGACAUCCCUCACCAUUACCGCGAGCACUGCAUCGUACGCGGGUAUCGGAAGCCAAAAAGCUCGGCCACGGACUGCGUACUGAGCGUCUUCCAACUGACCAAUGAGACGCUUAACUUCUGGACCCACUUCCUACCAUUCUGGUACUUCAUUUGGCGACUGGUCGCUGUCUCGUAUGAUUUCGAUUUCUGGGUCGACCCAUACACGUGGCCGCUCCUGGUCUUCAUGUUGUCGUGCUGUGCGUACCCUAUCACCAGUAGCAUGGCGCACUGCUUCAACUGUAUGUCCGACCGGGCGCAACACAUCUCGUACUUCAUGGACUACGGUGCGCUCAGCCUCUACAGCCUUGGAUCGGGGAUAGCGUAUCAUGCUUACGUCUUCCCGGAUUCGUUCAUCGGUUCGUGGUUCGACGAUGUGUUCUUGAGAGUUGCCACAUUUCUCGCCGUGGGUUGUACGCUGUUGUCGUGUAUGUCACGGUUCGAAGAUCGUCCAAGGAUACGAAAGGCGCUGAGACUUCUGUCCUUCUCUCUACCCUACUUCUUCAACAGUGUUCCACUCUGCUACAGGGUGUUCCUGUGCCAUGGGGAGGGGUGCAGUCACAACGAGGCCGUGAUCAUAUACUACUGGAUGUUGUUCUUCUCCUUUCUCACGCCAUUCCUGUAUGCUACGCAUAUCCCAGAAGUCCUUGCUCCAGGAAAGUUUGACCUCAUCGGCCACAGUCAUCAGCUCUUCCAUGUGACCGGGAUCAUCGCGACCAACUUCCAGAUUUCCGGCGUGCUGACGGACCUCCAGAUGCGGCGCGAAUUCCUCGACGUGGUGAGACCCCAACCCAUGGAAUUCUGGGAUAACAUCGGCCUGAUGUCGUUAGUCCUCAUGAAAAACCUUUUGAUCAUUCUUUUCUUCACUCUAUCACUAUAUGUAGAGAAACCGACAUGGUUGAAGGUCAGAGGUCAUGGGAUAAAGGGCAAAGUAGACUAAAAACUAGAGGUCAGGUCAAAGGUAAUGAAUAUUACAUGAGAUUGGUUUCAUGGUCCAAAAGGCACCACAAUUUUUUAAAACAAAAUGA